GAAACGGUUUUGAGUAAGAAUUGAGCAGCUCUCAGAAGACGCUCAAUCUUCAAUCGUCACUCUCCCGAGGAAAGAUGAGCGUCACUGUUCUGGUCGCAGACGCCGUCUGGUCGAACAUCGAAUCUACCGGCUCAGUAACUGAAGAACAGCUCUCAAUUCUUUUGGCAUGUGGAGGAUACUACUGCUUGCAUUUGUUGUUUGGUAAGAACCUUGAGAAAGCGACCAGAAUAAUCGACAAGAGAGGCGUCAAGAAAAUCUCUGGAUUACCCAGUGGAAGAUCCAUCUUUCAGGUUGUUGGAGAAUCUCAAAAGAGGGAAGAGUAUCUCUGCUUCCCAGGAGAUUACUGUGGAUGCUAUUCUUUCUUCUAUGAUGUUGUUAGCAGAGGAGAACAGCAAUGUUGUAAGCAUCAAUUGGCUGCGAGGAUGGCUUCUUCUUUGGGUGCAUACAGCGAGAUUGAGGUAUCAGAUGAGCAGCUUGCCGUGAUGCUUUCAAAGAUCUGAAUCUUUCCAUGCAAUGUAUUUGUGCAAUUGUGCUGCAAAGUUAUGUCUCAAGAAUACAUAAGUAUUCGUGCUAGCAACCUCAUGUGACAAAAAAAAUCAAUGUCACAAGAAAAUUAAGAGCUUAAUCCCACCAAUUAUGGAGUAGUUUUUUUUCUUCAA
Brassica oleracea var. oleracea is the source of this 659-nucleotide messenger RNA. RefSeq names its product zinc finger SWIM domain-containing protein 7. Gene Ontology annotation, biological process: double-strand break repair via homologous recombination. Gene Ontology annotation, cellular component: Shu complex. The record is from RefSeq and is a predicted model, not a curated record. NCBI's taxonomy places the organism in Eukaryota, Viridiplantae, Streptophyta, Magnoliopsida, Brassicales, Brassicaceae. The transcript is spliced from 6 exons. Bases 75 to 500 code for a protein of 141 amino acids.